AUGUCUAUAAAAGACGCUCUUUACGGCGCCACCGGCCGGAAGAAGAUCGGCCAGCCCGAAUACAGUUUUUUACAAGAUCGUAACAAAUUUCGGUGUGAAUGUACGAUCACUGGCAUAAACUACAGUGGUAUGGGCAUAUCCACAAACAAGAAAAAUGCCCAAACGAAUGCGGCCAAAGAUAUGGGCGAGUACUUGGUUCGAGAAGGACUUCUGGAGCCGACGGACAUUCCUCAACUUCAGGUUGGUAUUUCUUUAGUUUUUUUGUAUUUAGGGAUGGUACAGUGUUCCGACGUCAAAAAAAAUGAAUCUUUUAUUAAACUGGUCGAAAACAUUGAGUUGGGUUGAUCAGAAUAGGUAUUGUUCAUCUAGUGUAACAUAAAUCGAUCUCAAGCUGUUAUUUGAUAAAAUAACGCAUAGAUUAAUGUUACACUAGAUGUAUUGAACUCUGUAUUAAGUUAGAACAUACGUUUUAUGUUAAUUUGGUUUAUUUUUUUUGAAGUAAACUGAAGUAACAUUGAAACUGAUGUUCUAACUUAAGAUUUUCGUUAUAGAACAACGAAUUACGCGGUUUAAUUCUUUGAAUCAACAUGGUUUUGAUGUCAGAACACUGUCCUAACAUGAAAUUAUUAUGACAGGUAAGUAAAAGAUAUUUAACGCGAUUUACAAUGAAAAUAUUGUUACAGGAAGGUGAUCUUGAAGGUUCUGGAACGUCAAACUUUGGUCCGCCGGAUGCAAAUGUAUUUGCUAUUCCAAAUCAACAAACUGUGGAAUACGUACCACCAGUACGUGUUCACGAGCCUAGACAGCCUACUAACUAUGAGAAAUACAUUGCUGAUACGGCCAACGAGGUCGAAAAGGUAGGAUAAUAUGUUUUUCUUCGUAUUUUUGUUUUUUAGAGUGAAUGUGUGGAUUUGACGGCAGAAAUUCACGGUGGAUGGACUGUUAACAAUUGCAAGCAGGCUUUGAAUGAGUUCCUGCAAGCGAAUCGAAUGCCGGCCGUCCAGUAUAAGAUGGAAUCCAGUGGUCCACCUCAUGCCAAGUAAAUUAUUUUAAUCAAUUUUAUUUUUAAGUUAACGAUAACACAUGUAUACUAAUUGAAAUUAGUUUAGGACGUUUGUGGCUAGUAUUGAUCUGUUUAUUCAACAGCUUGGCAUCGUUUUGAAAGCUAGAGGAGAAGGUUCAAAUUCGAAAAUAGCUCAAUCUUCUUGUGCUUUAUCUGUAGUGAGGCAAUUGUAUCAUAAAGGAGUGUUGAAAAAGUGUGGAGAAACAAUUUCAAAGAAGAAGAAUGCCGCUGAUGUAAGUUUUUUAGUGUGGUUGGGUAAACAGUAUGUUGUAGUAGGUACUUUUGGUAUUUUUGUUGGGAAAUUUGGUACAACUUUUGACUCUUUGAAGCUAAUGUGAUAUCGUAUGGUUUAACAAAUGCAGAAGGCUUUGGUUUUUAACCUUAGGUAUUAGUUUGGUCUUAUUUUAGCUUCCAGCAACUUUGGUUCAAAUUAACCCGGAUGUAAUCCAAAGGUUGGAUACAUACCUCGAACAAGUUGGUCUUAACCCAGUUAAAGAUGGUUUCUCAAUUGCUUCAAAUGAAAAUCGGAUUUCACUGGUAACUGAUCAGAAGCUGGCAUCGUUUCCAGUAAAUCAAGGACCUCCAAAGGCCUCAGGGCUUGUUGCCUUUGCGCCACCGACUCAGAAUUGGGAUCCAUGGAAGGGGACGAAUAUUGAUGAAGGUCCAUUGGCUACGAUGAAGUUGCCAGAGAUUUCUAAUCAGAUUCUGAUGCAAGAAAAAGCGAAGAACCAUAAUCCGGAGAUUGUGGAGAAGCGACGAAGCUUGCCGGUGUUCAAAUACCGAGAAAGUAUUUUGGAUAUUGUGGAUCAGAAUUCGGUGGUUUUGAUCAAGGGAACUACUGGUUGUGGUAAAAGUACACAGGUGAGGUUGAUUUUGACUGUUUUUUGUUUUAGAAAGGAAUUUCUUGCCAUUUCUUGUUUUGCAAAGAAAGUUCUUGCCUUUUUUUAGCUUGUAAAGAAAGUUCUUGUCAUUUUUUGUUUUGUAAAGAAAGUUAUUGCCAUUUUUUGUCUUGCAAAGAAAAUUUUUGCUAUUUCUUAUUCUGGAAAGAAAGUUUUAACUUUUUCUUUAUAUUACACUACCUUCAUAACAUACUUGACUUUUUUUAGGUCUGCCAAUACCUACUAGAUCAUUUCAUUCAUAAGAAUCAAGCAGCCAACUUCAACUGCAUUGUAUCUCAACCAAGGCGUAUCUCCACGAUCUCGUUGGCUGAACGUGUAGCCAGUGAACGGAUGGAAGAUGUCGGAAUGAGUGUAGGCUACACAGUACGAUUUGAAAGUGUCAAUCCUCGACCAUAUGGAGCAAUAUUGUUUUGCACUGUCGGAUGUUUGUUGAGGAAGAUGGAGUAUGGACUCAGAGGCGUAUCGCAUCUGAUUAUUGAUGAAAUUCACGAACGGGAUGUUGAUGUAAGUUGUGAAAUGAUUUUUAGGAUUUAUAUGACGAUGUAUUUCGUAGCAGAGACUGUGUAAUGUAAUAUUUUACUUAAAAAGCUUGAUUUUAAGCGAAGUUGUAAUCCGACGCCUUACAAAGUGUUAUGAUACCUAAAAUUUGUUUUUUUAUGAGCAAAACAUAAGUAUAUGGAAAUGAUCAUCAAUUUCAGACCGACUUCUUACUAGUCAUCAUACGUGACAUGGCAAGAGCAUUCCCAAACCUGAAGGUCAUAUUGAUGUCGGCUACGAUUGAUACUAACUUGUUCACGAAUUACUUUGACACUUCGGCUGUAAUCGAAAUUGAACAACGUGUUUUUGAAGUACAAUGUGAGUUAUGAUAGGUUGAUACCUAUUCUCUACUUUUUUGUAUUUUAAAUUAUUAUUUUUUAUGAUUUUUGAUUUUGUCUUUAACAUUUUUUGCUGUUUUAUAUUGUACUAGUGGUCAAAAAUCUAUUUUUUUUUAUAUUUUAUGACAUCUUUUCAGACUUUUUCCUCGAAAACGUCUUGAGCAUGAUAGCAUAUGAGCCAGAAAUCCCGGAAAAACGACCGAAAAACAAGAAGUCGAACAACAGAAAUCAACAAACCAAUGAUGACGGAGAUGACGACGAUGCUGGAGCUGAAAAAGACGACAGAAAUUUGAAUGUAGUCUACGAUCCGGAGAUUUCCGACGCGGUCAAGUACAAGAUAUCGAUUAUGGACGAACAGAAAAUCGAAAUCGGGCUGAUUGAGGUGGGUUUUUGGGGAAAUUUUCGAAUUUUAAGGCCAAUUUUAGUUAGUGAAAAACUCUUUUAUGCUAUUAAAGGCGUUGUUUACUAUCAAAACUUUUUAAAAACUACAUAAAAUAUAUAUUACUUUAGGCGAUUGUCCAUGAUAUUGCUGUGAACGGUGAACCCGGAGCCAUUCUAGUCUUUCUACCAGGCAUGGCUGUGAUCGAAAUGUGCCAAGCUGCCUUGAGGAAAAACAAAAUUCUGGGAGACGCGGCCAAAUAUAUCAUCCUACCUCUUCAUUCUCAACUGCCUUCUUCGGAACAGCGAAAAGUUUUCCAGAACUUUAAGGAUCCUCAGAGAAAGAUCAUAUUAUCCACGAACAUUGCCGAAACCAGUGUCACUAUCGACGAUGUUGUCUACGUGAUCGACUCGUGCCGAGCCAGAGAAGCCUCUUACACGUCCAGGAAUAACAUGGUGCAUUUCUCGACCGUCUGGGCUUCUAGGAACAGUCUAAUCCAACGCCGCGGUCGUGCCGGUCGUGUAAAACCUGGAUUUUGUUUUCACUUGUGCACAGAAGAACGAUACAAAGCAUUGGAAGAGCACAGAACGGCCGAAAUGCUUCGUGUACCAUUGGCCUCAUUGGCACUGUCAAUCAAGUUGCUAAGGCUAGGAUCGGUCGGAGAUUUCCUGGAAAAGGCUAUCGAACCACCGCCAAUGGAUGCCAUCGUUGAAGCCGAGGUACUACUAAGGGAGAUGAAUGCUUUGGACAAAAAUUUGGAACUGACAGACUUGGGAAGGGUAUUGGCUAGACUGCCGUUGAAGCCUCGUGAUGGAAAGGCUUUGAUCUUGGCUUCGGCUUUGAAGUAAGUAGUUUUUAAUUCGUAUUUUAAGGUUAUUGAAAGGCUUUGGUUGGCUUACAUUUGAAAAAGAAAAUUUUUGUUGACAAUUCUUAUAAAUUUUGUGAAAAUUAUAAUUUUAGGUAACAACCUUUUAUAAUUUAUAUUUUUAGGUAUUAAAAAUGUAUUUUUAGGUGUCAAGUUACCUACAUUUUUGAAAAAUUAGUAUUUUUAGGUAACAAUAUUACUUUUUUUUUGUCUUUUAACUCUUAUAAGUCUUAAAUUUUCAGCAUUGGUGACUUGAUGUGCACGAUAACAGCGGCCAGUUGCAUGAACACCCCCUUCGUGCCGCUCCAAAUUUUCCACAAAACAUUGUCGAAUUGUCAUCGAAGAUUCUCCGGCAGACGACUUUCUGAUCACAUUGGCUUGGUCAAAGUUAACAACGAGUACUGCCGAGCGUUGGAAAGAAACGAUUAUGAGGCAGCUGCAUUCGCUUCGAAAAAUUCGUUGAACAGGAUUGUUUUGGGCAUGACAAGGUGGGUCUUGGGGUGGAUUUUUAAAUUUUUUUCGAAAUUUUUUUGAAAAAUAUUGAACUUGGUCUUCUUUGUUGGUUAUGAUCAAAAUUGUUCUUCUAGAACAUGCUAUUACUAAAAUCUAUAAUAUCUUGUUAUAGAGAAGCCAAGCUUCAAAUGAGAGACGUCCUAGUCCAGAAGAGCAGCUUCUCCGAAUCCUCCUUUCAACCGUUGGACGUGGACCCGGAUGGUGAAGACGUGAACCUUGACCUGCUUCUAGGACUCUUGGUCUACGCCCUAUACCCAAACAUUGCUUACUAUCGAGACAAACGACAAGUAUUUACAUUGGAACAGGCCACAGCUCUGAUGUCUAAGUUGUCAGUAUGCAUGCCUCAGGUCAACGCGGCCAAGAUCGAAUUCCCAUCUCCAUUGUUGGUAUUCACGGACAAAAGAAGGACCAGUGUUAUUAGUGCCAAUACUAUUUCAAUGAUAACUCCGAUUCACUUGUUGUUGUUUGGAAGCCGAAGGAUUGAAUGUGUUGCUCCAAAUUUGGUUAGAUUGGAUGAUAUGUAAGUUUAUAUAGGUUUUUAGGAGGGGAUUUUAAAACAACACUAUUAAUGAAAAAAGUUUUCCAAUUUUAUAUAAUGAAGGCAUUUUUUAGGAUCGUCCUAGAAAUGGACCCCUCAGACGCGGCCAAAAUCGUAGCCUUACGACCAGCGAUCGAAGCCCUUGUCGUAAAAACGUGUAUAAACCCUGCCUCCCUAUCCGAACCGACUCCAGAGCACGCUCAGUUCCUCGACGUGCUUCGCCAACUAUGUGGAGAGUUGGCUUAUCAAGCGGCCGAAAUCACAAAUGCCCCUAUGAAUCAGUUUUACUCUGAGUAUCAACAAAAAAGAAAGUUGGCUCCAAUGAACGAAACAGGCCCAAGAAGACAAUUCCCACAGAGUGAGCGGCCACAAUGGCGGCCGGAUCAACGAUUCCACGGCCGAGGACGUGGUGGAUAUCGUGGAGGAUUCAGAGGCGGGAACGGGCCGAGAUAUCAGGGUUAUGGUGGUCAAGGUGGUGGAUUUGGGAGAGGAGGGUAUGGAGGAAGUAACCGAGGUAACGGAUUUGGCUCAGGAGGUAAUGGGUUUGGCCAAGAAGAUGGUGGAUUUGGUCAAGGAAAUGGCGGAUUUGGUCAAGGAGGCUCUGGACAACAAGCAGCGUACGCUCAAGCCAGAAGUCAAGCUGGAUUUGGAGCUCCCCCACCCGAGUUUAGCGCUGGAAAUGGCAACGCUGCUUAUGGAAAACCACCGGCCGAAACUUUUGUAAGUGUGUGUUUUGACAAAGUGAUUGUGUUUGGUACUAUUUAGAUGCGCUGGUCGAAUUUCGGGCAGUGGAGGUUAAGAAAAGGUGCUUGAAUUCAUGGGUAAGGUAUAUACGGAUAUUGUUUUAGGAGAGCAAGACAUUAUUUUAGAUACAUUAAAUUUUUCGGUUGAAUUAUUUGAGAUUUACGUGGAGUCAUCAGGGCGGGGUAAAUUUUCGUACAGGGGGAGGUUAAAAAAAAUUUUUGUUUGAAAGUUAAAACUAGCUUUAACUUUUCAAAAAAAAAUUUUUGUGGGGAGUGGGAGAGGAUGAGAAUUCUAAAAUGAAAACAAAUAUUACAGUUAUAUUGUUUUAGGCUUCACCGCUACAAAAACGUCCGUAUGGGACAGCCAACGAACCACCUACCAUCAAAACUUCUCCAGACACCCCUGUUAUUCCAAAACGGCCAAAUCUUAGUGAGGCGUGA
Molecule: messenger RNA, 6316 nt
Organism: Bursaphelenchus okinawaensis
Lineage: Eukaryota; Metazoa; Nematoda; Chromadorea; Rhabditida; Aphelenchoididae
Source: the annotation of a GenBank genome assembly